Messenger RNA from Hermetia illucens (black soldier fly), 2741 nucleotides. RefSeq names its product ubiquitin-conjugating enzyme E2 R2. The transcript has 5 exons. Bases 609 to 1334 code for a protein of 241 amino acids. Gene Ontology annotation, biological process: protein polyubiquitination; ubiquitin-dependent protein catabolic process. Gene Ontology annotation, molecular function: ubiquitin conjugating enzyme activity. Lineage: Eukaryota; Metazoa; Arthropoda; Insecta; Diptera; Stratiomyidae. The record is from RefSeq and is a predicted model, not a curated record.
CAAAAACACAAAGAGCGAAGUCCGAACAGCUGUUUCAUGGCGACUGCCAGUGUUUUGUGAUGGUUGUCAACAAUUUUCUUUCGAAAAAGGAAAAAAAUUCGCUGCGCACUCAGAACUGCUUUUAGUAUCAUUCAAAAUCGGCUCGAUUUGUGUGUCGCUCGUUUCGCCCGUUGUUCAUUGGAUCCGGUCUGUGAAAAUUCGUUCGUAAUUUGAGCCUUGUGGGAAACAGUGAGAGAAAAAAAAACCAAAGUUUCGCCUUGUUAUGAACAACGUCGAGUCGUCGCCGUCAUCGUUGUCGUUGAGGUUUCUUGAACGCUCCGCCAUUUUUGUGGCAUUGUCAGUUUCGAACGAGUUUUGAGUCGUUGUCGUCGCAGUGGCCCCGUGAGUGAAAAAUUUCUGAAUUUUCCCCCGUGCCGCGAAACGUAGUGCAAGGAAAGAAAAAGGUGGAAGGUAUCGCGUCCGUCCCUCGUUCCCAACGUUUGCUCGCCCGAUUUCAGGUGAAUUCUGUGCCAACGUCGUACGGUCCGUGCAUAAUAUUCUCCUGUGGGACGUGCGUGCUGUAUUUUGUGGUUCCGUAGUUCGAAGAAGUUGUGUUCGCCCGCGGGGAGAUGUCAGCGCCCACCAGCUCAGCCGUGAGGGCUCUGGCCCUCGAGUACAAGAGCCUGCAGGAGGAGCCCGUCGAAGGAUUUCGCGUGAAAUUGCUCAACGAGGACAACUUGUUCGAAUGGGAAGUGGCAAUUUUCGGACCCCCCGACACGCUCUACCAAGGCGGAUACUUCAAGGCCCAUAUGAAAUUCCCUCCAGACUACCCAUACUCACCUCCUUCGAUUCGAUUUUUGACAAAAGUGUGGCAUCCAAAUGUUUAUGAGAAUGGCGAUCUAUGCAUUUCAAUACUUCAUCCGCCGGUUGACGAUCCGCAAAGCGGUGAAUUGCCGUGUGAACGUUGGAAUCCUACACAAAAUGUUCGAACAAUUUUGUUGUCUGUCAUAUCUUUGCUAAACGAACCAAACACAUUUUCGCCAGCAAACGUUGAUGCCUCCGUCAUGUAUAGAAGAUGGAGAGAUUCUCACGGCAAAGAUAAUGAAUAUCCAAAUAUUAUUAGGAAACAAGCAUUGGCGGCAAAAGCAGAAGCCGAAAAAGAAGGAAUCGUAGUACCCACAACGUUAGAAGACUAUUGUAUUAAGCCAAGUUUAAAAUCGGCGAAUCAAGAGCCACAGCUCGAUAUGACUGACUUUUAUGAUGAUGAUUACGAUCUAGAAACAGAAGAUGACGAUCAGCAAUCAGAUGACUCGGAUUAUGUUGACGGCGACGAUAGCGGAAACGGAGAAACGUGAUGAACUGAAAUGAACAAAGUAAAAGUAAUAUUAUUGUAUGAAAGAUUUUUUUCUAUUUAUUACAAAAAGAAUAAAACGCUAGAUUUAAAAGAAAGAAAAUUUAAGAAGUGAUAAAUCUAAGAACCUUUUAAAUGUUUUGCGGUAGGUUUUCCUGAUUAUAUUUUAUAAAAAAAAAUCUCCAUAGAAAAGAAAAUGAACCAAAAAAAUACUUAAAAUCCGUAAAAUUUCCAAAAAAAAUAUUGAAAGAAAUAAUUUUUUCGUCGACCAUUUCUCACGAUAUACGCAAAUUACUGGUAAAUUAUUUUCACAUUUAUCAUGAACAUGAAUUACAGCUGAAAUGUUAAUUAUGAAUAGAAUUAAUUAGAAUAUAUUGAAGAAAACCGAUCAAUAAAGAGCAAAAAACGCAUUGCACUUUAUAAAAAACAAGCAUAGGCCUCUUGAAAAUUAUGACGUGAGCUGGGUGUCGUUUCAAAUUUACCACAAUUCGGUAUUAGUCCCAACGUGUUACGUCAUUGGUUUAGUUUCGAACCAUGCAAAAAAGAACAAUUGUCGCAGUCAAACAUUUUAACAUACGAAGUGAAUAUAUUAUAUUUUACUUAGAGUUACAGAGUCGUCAAAGAUACGAGUCCAUAGAGUUGAUUGUCAACGCUCUUCUACAUAUGCAAGUUCGCUUUUGCAUCGGGAAGAAGGUGAUACGGAUAAUAGAUCCCAACAAGAUUCGGGAACAAUGUGCUGGGACUCAUAUCUUUUACGGCGCUCCGGGUAAGCACUUUAAACCACAAUGUAAAUAAAGUACUUUUAAUGUAAUAUAAAUGACAUGAGGAGGAGUUGAAGAUAUCACACAUAUGAUAAAAUGCAGCAUAAACAUUACCUACAAUAUCUUAGCGUUAGCUUUACUAGAUUUAUCGAUCCACUGGAUAUAUCGAUUUGUGGCAAAAUAGAAAUUAAACAAAAAAGUGAGAGAAGAACUAAAAUCCAAGAAGGAAAAACCGCUGUUAAUACUGAAAAUGAAUCUUUCCAAUAAUUUUGCUCCUAAUUUAAAUCUUAACGAAAAUCAUUUGGUGCAUGUUGUAUUAGAAAUCCAUAAUGAAAUCAUCAUGUUAAGUAAGGAGAUGUGUAACGAAAUCCACGAACAGCCACUACUACGUAUGACAUUCGACUGUACAUAAAUUGUUUUGCUACAGCCGAAGUUUACUGCCAAUAUAUUAUUGUAUCCGCUUUAUAAGGAAUAUAGCAAUAGAGUCUUGGUGAAGUACAGAAUAUAACACGAAACAUUUGUGCAGUCACAUUUGAGAAAUUUUUCAUUUGCUAAAGUAAAUAGUUUGAAUAUGUAGUCCUAAGUUACUUUAGUCUCGAUUGUCAUCUUUAUUUUGUUUAAUAUAAUUAAGAGCGCUAAUAUUAGACAAA